Columba livia (rock pigeon) is the source of this 5308-nucleotide messenger RNA. It is a transcript of the gene KITLG, whose product is annotated as KIT ligand. Gene Ontology annotation, biological process: positive regulation of cell population proliferation; cell adhesion. Lineage: Eukaryota; Metazoa; Chordata; Aves; Columbiformes; Columbidae. Gene Ontology annotation, molecular function: cytokine activity; stem cell factor receptor binding. The transcript has 10 exons. The record is from RefSeq and is a predicted model, not a curated record. The coding region runs from base 197 to 1054 and encodes 285 amino acids. Gene Ontology annotation, cellular component: plasma membrane.
AGAGGGGCGCAGCGGGGCGCGGCGGGGCGCGCAGAGCGGCGGCGGGGCAAGCGGGGCAGGCAGAGGCAGCGCGGGGCUCGCCGUGGGCAACCCCAAUGCGUGGACUAUCCGCUGCUGCAUUAUGCUGGAGCUACAGUUCCUCUGAAGGGAGUUUGCACACGGCCGGCUGGGCUGGACUGCAGCGCUGCCGUUCCUUAUGAAGAAGGCACAAACUUGGAUUAUCACUUGCUUUUGUCUUCAACUACUCCUACUUAAUCCUCUUGUCAAAGCCCAGAGUUCCUGUGGGAAUCCAGUGACAGAUGAUGUGAAUGACAUUGCAAAACUGGUCGGAAAUCUCCCAAAUGAUUAUAUGAUAACCCUUAAAUAUGUCCCGAAGAUGGAUAGUCUGCCUAAUCACUGUUGGUUGCAUUUGAUGGUUCCUGAAUUUUCAAGGAGUCUACAUAAUCUUCUCCAGAAGUUUUCAGAUAUUUCAGAUAUGACUGAUGUUUUAAGCAACUAUUCAAUCAUCAAUAAUCUCACAAGGAUAAUUAAUGAUCUUAUGGCAUGUCUAGCUUUUGAUAAAAAUAAGGAUUUUGUAAAAGAAAAUGGUCACCUUUAUGAAGAAGGUCGUUUCAUUCCUGAGGAUUUUUUUAGGCACUUUAAUAAUACUAUUGAGGUCUACAAGGAGUUUGCAGAUACGCUGGAUAAGAAUGACUGCAUUCUGCCUUCAACAGUAGAAACACCAGAGAAUGAUUCCAGAGUCGCUGUCACAAAAACAUUUUUGUUUCCUCCUGUUGCUGCCAGCUCCCUUAGGAAUGACAGCAUUGGCAGUAACACUAGCAGUAACAAAGAGGCAGUUGGCUUCAUUAGCGGCUCCAGCCUGCAAGGGAUCAGCAUAGCACUGACAUCAUUGCUGUCUCUUCUUAUUGGCUUUAUUUUGGGAGCUGUAUACUGGAAGAAAAUACAUCCCAAAUCCAGACCAGAAAGUGAUGAAACUACACAAUGUCAUGACUGUCAAGAGGAAAAUGAGAUAAGUGUGUUGCAGCAAAAAGAAAAAGAACAUCUACAAGUGUAGCUGCUGCUUUUUCUCCCUCAACACUGUUACUGUUUAGUGUACUGGCAGGUAACAGUUCCGUGUUCGCUUCAUAAAUGAAGCAGCUUAAAGCACAUUUGUAUUCCUUCUGGAGUGACAGACUGAGUCUGCAUCUGUUGUUGCUGCCCAUGACUCCAUAGACAUGAUAUAGAAAUGAGGAGAAUUUGUGUUUGUUACUGUGAAACCAACACUGAAUUGAACAACGACAAGAAGAGUAUGCACUUAGCAGGACUGUAUCUUAUGUGAAUAUCUGCCUUGUAUGGCAUUUGGGGACUUUUAAUUGCGUUAAUACUCACAGCUGACCCUGGCAAACAGAGCACUUGUCCUGAAAAAAACGCAUCUUUCAAAUGCCUCCAAAUAUGUGUAAUCAGUGGAAAUCAUAAAUACCUUUGCAUCCUUAAUUUAAGUUCUGUGUCCUCUGCCUUACCUUGAUGUCUUCACAUGGAGUUCUCUGAACUGACAGAAAACACAGAAAUGGAUACAGAUAACAUACUCUUCAUUAUUGUAUAUAAAACUUCAAAGCAAAGUCAUCCCGUGGACCCAUGUUCUAGCCUUUUACUUACAAGGAGCUGCAUUUAUACCUGGUGAAGUUCAUGUAUACAGCAACAUGUGAUCUCUGUUGGGUGCUAGGUGGCUGGUGGCCCACCCCAGAAAGACUCAAGAGUUCAUCAGCAUUGGUGGUCUCUGUUCAGGAGAAGCAAAUACUGGAUAAAGACAAAGGAAACAGGAGGUGGAUGUACCUCAUGGAGCUUAGAAGCAUUAAGAGUAACUGCUGGGUGUGUGUACACUGGUGAAAUUUCCAGCCGUGCCAAGGGAAAGUAAAGAGUCUGAGUUGCGUUCAAACAUUAGAAUAAAGACAAAUCUAUGAAAUGCAUUUUGAAUGCUGAAGAGGCAUGCCAUUGAUAUCUUGUCUUUAAAUGUAUAGCACAGAAAGCCUGAAAGAUCCUGAGAGUGUAUUUAGCUUUUACUUACAUCAGCUGUAAUUAAUGUUUGCAUUGUGUUUUUAAUGAUUAGUAAGCUUUAAUAUCCUGGCCUUCUACAUUCUUACAGUUAAUUCUCUUGAACCAAAAGAGAAAGGCUUUAUUUCCCACUUGUCUUCUGCAUCUAUUGCUAUUACAGCAUCCAUGGAAUCUGUACAGGACUGGUUUACACACAUGUAUUUUCAAGUAAAUCUUAAAAAUACUGUGGUAAAAGUUAAAGGUGUAGUUGUGCAUCUUUUCUUCCUGGAUUUUUCCAGAUAAUGGGUGUGAAUUAUUUAUCUGUAUUAGGGGUUUGUACUUCAGAAAAUAAAGGUGGCUCACUUUAGAUGACAGACUGUCAUCUGUGAUCAAACUGACCAGGUCAGCAAGAGUUUUCAUUUAAGUGACUUGAAAACUUAAAAAACAAACAAACAAACAAACAAACAAACAAACAAACAAACACAAAAACCCAAACGAACAAACAAAAAAAAACCAAAAAACAAACAAACAAACAAACAAAAAACAAGCCAACAAAAACAAACAAAAAACCCCACACACACUAUCCUUUUAAUGUUUUGCAUAAAGUUAGAGUUGUCUUUAAAGUAUAUUGUUACUUAAUUUUUAAGAAUUUUUGUACAAAUUUUAAUAUUUUAAUCAUUUGCUGAAUUUUCUGAGAACCAUGCAUAAAAAGAACAUUACAUAUAUAUAAUAUAUACAUGUGUAUGUGUGCGUGUGUGUGUGUGUGUGUAUUAUUGGUAAAACUGACCCAUCUUUCAUACUUAUCAAAAAGAAAAAAACCUCAAAACCUUACUAUGUUUCAUGCCAUAGCUUAUGCGUGCAUGUAGCCACUCUAUGUGGAAUUUUGACCCUACUGAGAUCAAUGUCAAAACUUCUCAUUAAUUCACUGAUACAAGGAUUUGAUCAUGUGGAACUAUUUUUUAUUUAUACUAAGGCUUUUUUGUACUUUCUGCAUGUCAGAAAAUGAUCCUCAAGUCCUUGUCAGCUGAUAUAAAUUAGCAUAGUUCCAUUAAUGUUAACAGAGCUUUGGGGUUUGCAUCAUCUGAGAAACCUCUCUCACAGUAAAUCAAAAGAAGCUUAAUGUGAGAAUUAGGCUUUCAUUUUUAUUCAGAAGAUGCCGAAGCAUUCACCACUUACUGAGAAAUAAGUUUGCUCGUCACUUCUAAAAGCAAGUGCAUUGCAAAUUUUAGCUCUGCAAAAAUCAAGCAACAGAAUUCUACAUCUGCAACGAAGUCUCAUUUGACACUGUGUAGUUCUUUACGUACAAGGCCCUCGGACUUUGUGUUUCAAACUUGAUUAAGAGUUACUCUGAAAGAAAUGUCAGCAUGACCUAAUUGGUGGGAAACUUUCACCUUAUUGGUAAUGCAGGGAAUAACUGCAUAUUGCUUUUGGCAGAGAGGAAAAGUAUCCACAGUAAUUGGAAGCAAUUAUUCUUAUGCAUUUUACAAAAACCUUAAAUACUUCAUGUUGCUAUACAAUAUGUUCUCAAAGCAAGUUUAUGCAUUUGAGGUUUUACAGUAUUUUUCUUAAAUUCAGUUAAACAAAAAAUAAUGUAUUUAUUUAUGCUCUUUGUUCAUCGUUUUCCUAAAUGCAUUUUUUCCAGAAAAUCAAAUACACAAUUAUGUUGCACAUUGGUGUGCCCCAAAUUAUACUUUGAUAUUUAAAAUGCACAAUUCUUUAGGCUUCUUAGCCUACUGUUUAAUACUAAAGAAAAUAUCAGUUGUAAAUUGAAACAUACAUUGAACCGAGAUAGACUGCUGCAAAAUGUUCACCUUCCCAGAGUAACAUCUUAAAAUAGUAGCUAAGUCACUUCCAAAUAAUGUCAGAUACUUCAAUCCCUUCCAUAAAGCAAGGCAAAUUUAAGGCUACAUAACAACAGAAAGAAAAUUUGUGUAUGAACCUUCCAACUGCACAUCACAAACAUUGUUCUUUGAGUAUAUAUCAAAGUAGUAUGACACAUGUAGUAGCAGAACUGUUGUUGAAGCUCAUGGUUUUCCUGUUCUCUGUACCCCCUUUUGGGAGAUCUGAAUGAAACACUGGGUCUUCUCACUCAUUUUGCAAAACAGCAGGACACUUCUAGACAUUCAUGGAUACAGUGGAUGACAUGACACUUGAAAAUGUGAUCUUGAAAUUAUUUGAAAAUUUCUGUGCCUGGUUUGUCUACCCACUGAGGAGGCACUUACUUCAGAUGUAGUGAAAUUUUGGAAGACUACUGACUUGUGAGACAGCUUUGAAAUAGAUGGAAAUAGAAUAAGUUACUGUUCAGUAGAAGCGUUGGUGGAAAGAAUAGUCUCUUAAUUGUUUAUUUAUCCAGUUGUAAGCUGUUUAAUCAUUUUUUCAGUCUUCUUUUUGGGUAGACAACAACCCAUGCAUUAACACAGCUAGAAAAUGAAUGGUCUUUCUCUUAAAAUGAAAUAGGGCCAAAGCAAGUAUUUUAUUGUUUUGUAUGAAAGUCAACCGAAUUUGGUUUUCAAAUAUCUGUGGUUUUGUGAGAAACUAAGAUUUUUAUGUUUGCUUUGGAGUAGUUGAACUUUGCAUGCAAUUAAUAGUGGCCUUGUGAGGAUAAAAAGCAGGUAGUAAUAUACUGAGUAACUCAAUGUGCUACUUUAGAUGUGUGUUUACUUGAAUAAAUUGAUGGUACUUAUUUUAUCACAAGGUCAUUUUAUAAGUAAGGUUAUAAAAUGUGCUAUACUAUGGAGUAUGUGUACAACCAGCACAUUUUUUUAGAUUCUGAUCUUCACCAGCUGUUUUCUCUGUUGCUCUCUCUUUGUAAUACACUAAAACUAUCCAGUACACACAAUACAACUUUUAAAUUGAAAAGCUAACCGUAUAUAUAUAAUACAGAUAUUUUGAGUUAGAUUUAUAUUUAACAAUUAUCCAACAUUCUUUAGUUCAGGAAUCUGAUUCAACUGUCUAUUAAAUGCAGAUCUACAGUAAUGGUGGCAUGUUGCUAUUAUGUUAUCAAAUUGAUGGAACGCGAAAACUUCAGACUCUUUAGUGAUAGAGACACAGACGUUUGCUGGUUGUAUCAUGGGAAAAUUCAUUUAUUUCAGUGUAAAUGUCAGCACAGUCUUGCAUAGUUACAUUCUGACUGAAGGGAAUCAACAAAGUUUAUAAAAUGUGAUGUGUAUGUAUAUAUGUGUCCUCUUACAGAUAGAUGUUUUCCCUGAUCCUUUUUUAUACCAGUUCAAAUUUGGAAUUUACAUUAUAUACAUAUACUUUAUUGUUCUAAAUAAAGAUAUUAUGCACUGCCAAAUAA